AUGUGCUUCUUUCGCAGCAAGGAACCAAAGCAGAUGCAGUCGGUCGCUAAGGCACUUUACAAGCCGAGCACGAUCCCCCGCGCCCCCGUGAUGGAGGACUAUAACCCCGCUUCGAAUGGCAGCAAACCGCGCCUCGCACCCCCACGAGCGUCCACGGGCGGCAACUCGGUUUCCAGUGAACGAACAAGUGUCGCCGAAGCCGAGCGGGAGGUACAGCAAGCAGAGCUGCGCGCCCUCGUCACCCAGCGGCACAACAACGCUCCAGACUCGCCAUUCGUGUUCCCGGCCCUCGCUCCGUGGAUCGAGGCUGCCGAAUUCGCCGCUUUCCUCCAACAGGACGCCCUCGUCGAGGCCGGCGACGAGCUGGGCGAACACAAUUUCGAAGUCGACAUGGAAGCAGGUACACUCACGUUCAGGAGUGCGGACGGACGCUGCCUCGAAUGUAGGGCGCAUCUCCUGUGUUCGAUUGCGCCGGGUCCACGCUCGAUUCUUUGGGGAUGGGCACACCCGCGUGGAGACGAGGUUGCCGCCGGCUUGCUCAGAGUUGGAGAACAAUACCAGAUCCCGGAACUCAUGGCUGAGGAACUGCCGUUCCCAGACAACUUUGCGCCUACCGACGAAGACAUCUCGUCGCUAGCGCAUCAAAUUGGUGCGGCGGCCGUUGGUAUCCUCCAGCGAGGGCCGUACUAUUCGGCGCCGAAUGGCUCGUCGCGCGUCCUGUUUAUCCUCGACGCGCCGCUGCCGCCUCUCACCCUUGCCACGGCCGGGAUAAAAGCCCCUCGCAUCCUCGCAUCGGGGUCAAUCCACAAUGUGCGGCGUGCGGUCGAGGGUCUCGCGAGCAUGAUGAAGUGGAGGACGAGUCCCGUUGAACAAGGCCGUGGGAUAGAGCUCAACGACGGCACGAGCACGGCGACAGUCAUGUUUGACGAACUCGGGCGGUGGACUGGCUUCUCGGCGUCACUCUCAGGACAAGCAGCUUAG
Cutaneotrichosporon cavernicola is the source of this 981-nucleotide messenger RNA. RefSeq lists its product as uncharacterized. Lineage: Eukaryota; Fungi; Basidiomycota; Tremellomycetes; Trichosporonales; Trichosporonaceae. The record is from RefSeq and is a predicted model, not a curated record. Bases 1 to 981 code for a protein of 326 amino acids. The transcript has a single exon.